Molecule: messenger RNA, 1143 nt
Organism: Phoenix dactylifera (date palm)
Lineage: Eukaryota; Viridiplantae; Streptophyta; Magnoliopsida; Arecales; Arecaceae
Biological process (GO): defense response to other organism
Cellular component (GO): plasma membrane
Source: RefSeq, a predicted model, not a curated record
AUCCUUAUCUCUCCUCGCUUUUGAGUCUCAAAACAUCCCGAUGGCCCAUUUCCUCAUUCAAAAGCUUCUUUAGCCUUUAGUAUCUACAGCUCUCCCACUUAAAAAACCACCCCCACCUCACCCCAUUACUUCCUUCCAAGGUCUUUCUUCUCUUCACUUCUUCUAAGAUGCCUUCCUCCCCACCCCAAAUGUCACCCAAAAUCAACUCUCCUCCUUACCACUUCCAACUCCCAGACGCCACCACCAGACAAAUGAAACCAGAGUUCGAGGCACCACCGAGAAAGAAUGGACUUUUGCGACCACGUCAACGAACCAAUCCUAUGAUAUGGUGUGCAGCUGUUCUCUGUGUCAUAUUUAGCCUUCUUCUCAUCUUUGCCGGGAUUGUCACCCUCAUUGUCUUCUUAGUGAUCAAACCAAGGAAUCCACUGUUCGACACCACCAGCGCAAGCCUUAACAGCAUCUACCUCGACUCACCGUCCUAUUUGAAUGGCGAUCUCACCUUCCUCGCCAACUUCUCCAAUCCAAAUCAUAAAAUUGAUGUCAUGUUCGAGUACUCAAGCAUCGAAUUGUACUUCUACGACAGGCUUCUCUCAGCACAAGCGUUGCAGCCUUUUGCUCAGAGGAGGGGAGAGUCGAGGCUCGAGUCGGUCCACAUGAUAUCAAGCGAAGUCUACUUGCCACCGGAGCUCAUCAUGGAGCUCCAAGAGCAGGUGAGGAGAAACAGGAUUGUGUACAAUAUUAGAGGAACUUUCAAGGUCAAGGUCAGUGUGGGCGUUGGCCAUUUGUCCUAUUGGCUCUAUGGGCGGUGCCAGAUCGAGCUCACCGCUCCUCCUAGUGGAGUUUUAGUGGCGAGAAGUUGCAGAACAAAGAAGUGAAGAUAUAUAGUUUCUUUCUUCAUUUCUUCUUCCUUUAGUCUGCUAUUGGGAGUGAUUGAUGUAUGCUGAAUAUGGGAGUUUUGAUAUAUGAGUUUCCAUACUCGUAAAUUCUUUUAGACUGCAUUCAUCGCACGGUUUUCAAACGCUAAAACCAAAUAAUCGCAAUACCUGAGACAUCAAUUAUAAUUUGUUCAUUGAUGAUUAAGUUCAAGAUUUGUACUUAUGAUUACUCCCUUGCAAAUUUGUCGAUAUUAUGUUCAAUUUUUGA